Molecule: messenger RNA, 904 nt
Organism: Pyrus x bretschneideri (Chinese white pear)
Lineage: Eukaryota; Viridiplantae; Streptophyta; Magnoliopsida; Rosales; Rosaceae
Product: DNA repair RAD52-like protein 1, mitochondrial
Exons: 4
Coding region: 83-667 (194 amino acids)
Biological process (GO): double-strand break repair via homologous recombination
Molecular function (GO): DNA binding
Source: RefSeq, a predicted model, not a curated record
GUGUCCCGUUUCGGUUUGGGGCUUUGCGCUUCGUUUGAAAACAUUGGACAGAAAAGAAAACGGAAGGAAAGGAAGGAAAGGAAUGGCGCUUUCAGUCUCUACCCAAUCAUCUGCGUUGAGAUCGCUGUGGACAGCUGUGGGUCGGCGGCGUUCCUACGCCAAGGUGGCAUCUUCUUCCUCUUAUGCGGCGGAAGGGCGGAGGGAGAAAAAACAAGUAGAAGCAGAGGCAGAAGAAGGCGUCGACGUCGACGUCGACGUCGGUGGGUUCGCAGUGAGCUCCGGAAUCAGCAGACCCCUCUCUGAAAUCCUCAAGCAACUCAACAAGAAAGUCCCCGAUUCCCUCGUCAAAACCCGCUCUGAAAAUGGCUUCAACUCCAAAUACAUCCCCUGGCACAUUGUGAAUCGGAUUAUGAACUUGCAUGCUCCAGAAUGGUCCGGUGAGGUUCGAAGCGUCACUUACUCUGCUGAUGCCAAGUCUGUAUCGGUUGUUUAUCGCGUCACGCUCUACGGAACUGAUGCUGAGAUUUUUAGGGAGUCAAUAGGCACUGCUUCAGUAGCUGACACAAGUUAUGGGGAUCCUGUACAGAAGGCAGAGGCAAUGGCAUUUCGUCGAGCUUGUGCACGCUUUGGUCUUGGACUUCAUCUUUAUCAUGAGGACUUGUCGUAGUGGCACGUAGUGCUUGGUUCUGUGAAGUAUAUGCUUCUUUGCACUUUUUGGUGGAUGGGUGAUGCUUGAUUUGGCUUCUUACUUUUGUUUUUUGGGUUGGUAGAUUUUGAACAGAUGCGACCCUGUCACAGUACAAGCACGUAAUUAAGAAGGUAGCCUAAUGUUAUGUUCCCUGUUUAAGUUACUCAUGGAGGAUUUAAUGAAAAGAACGAUCUAUCCUGGACUUAUUUUAGUAUA